Bufo gargarizans (Asiatic toad) is the source of this 1785-nucleotide messenger RNA. RefSeq names its product myogenic differentiation 1 (gene MYOD1). The coding region runs from base 616 to 1434 and encodes 272 amino acids. Gene Ontology annotation, molecular function: RNA polymerase II cis-regulatory region sequence-specific DNA binding; DNA-binding transcription factor activity, RNA polymerase II-specific; protein dimerization activity. NCBI's taxonomy places the organism in Eukaryota, Metazoa, Chordata, Amphibia, Anura, Bufonidae. Gene Ontology annotation, biological process: positive regulation of myoblast differentiation; muscle organ development; regulation of transcription by RNA polymerase II. The transcript is spliced from 3 exons. The record is from RefSeq and is a predicted model, not a curated record.
UGCAGGAGGGGGAUCUGGUCAGGACCUCUGCCCCAGGACUCUGCUUCUUCUCAGGACCAUUUCUUACCCCCUUGUCUCAGGGUUCUCCUGUGCAGGAGGAGGAUCUGGUCAGGACUUCUGCUUCUUCUUGGGUCCCUUUAUUACCCCCUUGUCUCAGGGUUCUCCUGUGCAGGAGGGGAAAUCUGGUCAGGACUUCUGCUUCUUCUCCAGGACCCUUCCUUACUUUUUGUUGCAGGGUUCUCCUGUGCAGGAGGGGAUCUGGUCAGGACCUCUGCUUCUUCUCCAAGACCCUUCCUUACACCGUUGUCUCUAGUGAAGGAGGGGAAUCUGGUCAGGACCUCUGCUUCUUCUCCAGGACCCUUCCUUACCCCCUUGUCUCAAGGUUCUCCUGUGUAAGAGAGGGGAUCUAGUCAGGACCUCUGCUUCUUCUCCAGGACCCUUCCUUACCUCUCUGUCCCUGGUGCAGGAGGGGGAUCUGGUCAGGACCUCUGCUCCAGGACUCUGUUUCUUCUCCAGGACCCUUCCUUACCCCCUUGUCUCAGGGUUCUCCUGUGCAGGAGGGGGGGUCUGGUUGGGACUCUGCUCUAGGACGCUGCUUCUUCUCCAGUUACCUCCAUGGACUUGCUGUCACCUCCUCUCCGGGACAUGGAGAUCCAGGUGGACGGCUCCCUCUGCUCCUUCUCAGCAACUGAGGACUUCUAUGACGACCCCUGCUUCAGCACCGCAGACAUGAGGUUCUUUGAGGACCUGGACCCCCGGCUGGUGCCUGAGGACCACCUGCACCAUGCAGAAGAUGAGCACAUCCGGGCCCCCAGCAGCCACCACCAGGCCGGCAGAUGUCUGCUUUGGGCUUGUAAGGCUUGUAAGAGGAAGACCACCACUUCGGACCGCAGAAAGGCGGCCACCAUGAGGGAGAGGAGGCGACUCGGGAAAGUCAAUGAGGCCUUCGAGACCCUGAAAAAGUACACAUCCAGUAAUCCGAACCAGAGGCUGCCCAAGGUGGAGAUCCUGCGCAACGCCAUCCACUACAUCGAAAGUCUGCAAAGCCUCCUUCGGGGGCAAGAGGACCCUCACCACAGAGAGCCCGACAGUGGGGACUCGGAGGCCUCCAGCCCGCGGUCAAACUGCUCGGACGGCACAGUGGAUUACAAUCGAGCUCCCAGUAACACCCAGAGGAGGAACAACUUCCAUAAAGACUACUACUCCCAAGUAUCAAAUGAUACACGGAAGAUCUCUGUCGUCUCCAGUUUGGACUGCCUUUCCAGCAUAGUGGAGAGAAUCUCUACAGAAAGUCCACACUGCCCUAUAGUGCCUGCACUGGAGAGUGCUUCUGAAGACAGUCCAUGCUGUGCCCUCCAGGGGGAGCCACUGAGUGAGCCAUGCAUCAGCAUUCCCUCCCCUGCUACGGACAGCUCCCUUUAUCACGCCUUGUAGAAGCAGACCGCCAUGUUUACGUCUGACGCUCCUGGACACAAUCACAUUUGGGCUUCCUAUUUAUUUCCAGUCCGGGGCCACCGACAUGAGGUUUCUUACCUCGGACCUGACCACUGUAGUCUGAAGCAUUCACAGGAAGCGCUGGAGCUCCCAGAGAAUGGAUGUCGUCAGGCCGAGGCGCCAAGGUUCUGUGCGAGGUUCUGGACCACUUUUCUAUCAUUUUCUAUGUGUAAAUAAGAUAUUUAACGUCGCUGACGGGUUGUUGUGUACAAUGCUGCUUUUAUAUAUUUAUACCGUGUGAACACUGCGGUCGAUUACCGCACUACUCUGAAUAAAGCUGAUUAUUUAUAA